UCCAACUAACUUAUAAAUAAAGUGUUUUAGUUUUGUCGUCGAGUCUGUAAAAUGAUAAUCAGAAAGAAACAAUUAUUAAUGUCUUGCUUGGCUCUUCAACUAAAUGUGGCUACUUUAUAUAUGAAGUGGAAACAUCAAAAACGGAAAAGGUGGCAUUAUCGCAGGUGGUGGAUUCGCCCAAUUAAUCAGAGAAGAAAAGAACUUGGACAUUUUUCCACGUUAUUUCAGGAACUAAAAGCCGAUCCCGAAUUAUUUUUUAAAUACACUAGAAUGGACGAAAACACAUUCUAUGAACUAUUGAAAAUAAUUUCCCCUCAAUUAAUUAAACACAGUAUAAGACCUUUCAUAUCUCCGGAAGAACGUUUAUUAAUAACUUUGCGAUAUCUAGCUACUGGUGAUCAAGUGUUUUCGAUAGCAUUGGCAUUUAGGCUUGGUGUGUCUACUACACGACAUAUUAUUAAAGAAGUAUGUAUGGUCAUAACGAAUAUUCUGACUUCUGAAUACUUAAAAGUUCCAAGGACUCAAGAAUGGAAAAAUAUAAGUGAUGGCUUUUACAAUAAUUGGAAUCUGCCCAACUGUAUUGGGGCACUGGACGGGAAGAAUGUAGUUAUUCAGUCGCCUAGAAAUUCCGGCUCACUAUAUUAUAACUAUAAAAAAUCAUUCAGCAUAGUCUUGAUGGCUGCUUGUGAUCAUAAUUAUAAAUUUACAAUAAUAGAUGUUGGAGCAUUUGGAAGUGAAAGUGAUGGUGGGGUUUUAAUAAAAUCUCCUUUUGGAAAAGCAAUUUAUUCAAAUCCUCAAGCUAUCAACUUACCGACAGAACCCGAGUUAUUACCACAUUCACAAAUAUCUUUACCAUAUUACUUUGUUGGAGAUGAGGCUUUUCAAAUGUCCCCGAGGGUUAUGAAACCGUACCCUGGCAGGUAUCUUAAUGAUAUGAAACGAAUUUUUAAUUAUCGUCUAUCGAGAGGAAGACGUGUAAUUGAAAAUAGUUUUGGUUUAUUAGUUUCAAGGUGGAGAAUCUUCCGAAGGCCUAUAUGUUCAAUGCCAGAAACUGUUAAUAAAAUUAUAACUGCUUGUGUUUGUCUUCAUAAUUUUCUAAAAUCAAAAAAUGAUUUGUUACAUAUUGGUGAUAGAUUAUAUUGUCCUAACAAUUUUGUUGAUUAUGAAGAUGUCGAGGGAAAUAUUGUACCAGGUGAGUGGCGAGAUGAAGAAUAUAAUUUAAGAGCUGUGGGUGCAUCAGACGCACAUAGGGCGACUACUGAUUCUUAUAGAAUGAGAGAAAAUCUAGCAGAAUAUUUUGUUACACCUGAUGGGGAAGUGCCGUGGCAGUAUACAUAUCUUCGCAGAGGAGAACAUGGCACACGUGACUAAAUUUUUAUAUGUAUUAUAUCUACAUAUUUCUUUACUGAAUAAAAGAUUUAAA
Anoplophora glabripennis (Asian longhorned beetle) is the source of this 1423-nucleotide messenger RNA. Its product is annotated as protein ALP1-like. The transcript is spliced from 2 exons. The coding region runs from base 52 to 1371 and encodes 439 amino acids. Lineage: Eukaryota; Metazoa; Arthropoda; Insecta; Coleoptera; Cerambycidae. The record is from RefSeq and is a predicted model, not a curated record.